AUUUUGCAUCAUGCCUCCUGGAGUAACCAGUUGUCAGUUUCUUGAAACUCCUAUCUCAAUUUCGUUCUCUGGAUCUGGAUUCAUGGCUACUUACCAGUUAGGAGUAGCUCAGUGCCUUUUAAACUAUGCACCCUGGAUUUUAAAAACUGCUCCCCGUGUCCUUGGUGCCUCUGCUGGAUCACUGGUAGCGGCUGCUGUUGUCUGUGAGAUAGAUUUUGUUUCCAUACGGGAUGAGAUGUUACACUUUGCCAAAAAAGUGAAGGAGUUCAGACUUGGGCCUCUGAGCCCAUCCAUAAAUGUGUUUCACUGGUUGGAGCAAGUACUACUGAAGCACAUACCAGAAAAGGCUCACAAACUGGCCUGUGGGCGCCUGGCUGUGGCUAUGACUAGACUGGAAGAUGGAAAACACCUCAUCAUGACUGAAUAUCACUCAAAAGAGGAUGUAGUACAGGCUCUGUUGUGUAGCUGUUAUGUCCCUGGUUAUUGUGGCAUGAUACCUCCCUCUUUCAAAGGCAUAUACUGUGUUGAUGGUGGCUUCACGGGGAUGCAGCCUGUCCUCUCUCAGUGUCCCACUCUGACUGUGUCUCCAUUCUCUGGGGACGUUGACAUCUGUCCUGCUGACGCCCCCUGUCUGUGGGAGAUGGUAGUGAGUGGGACGACACUGAAAGCUAAUGGUCCCAACUGUGGUCGUGUUAUCAAUGCCCUCUACCCAGUGACUUUAGAGUCACUGGAGGAAGCCUUCGACAAUGGCUAUAAAGACGCUAUUAAUUUCCUUUUGAAAAAUGAUCUUGCUCCAUGUUUAACUUUGCAUAAUGUAAAACCACUUCUGGAAAGCGCCAAAAGAGAUACAGAUGGUGAGAAGAAAGCCAGAAAAUACCCUGACCACCUUCACAGACCACAAGAACAUGAAAGUAAAAAUUUGGACUUUAUUCAAAAUGUCCUUCUGAGUAAUAUGAUGACUAAUGAGACCAUGGUGGGGGUAACUGGAAAAUUAUUCUUGUACCUGCUCCUGCCCCUGCUCUUCCUGAUCUUCACUGUCAUGCAGAGCUGGCAUAGAUUGCAGUUUUGGUUCAGGGAUUCUCCUCAGUGGAUAUUUUGGACUUGGGCAGGACUCAAACACUUCAUUGUCUUUUUUUACCGGGUCUGCAUCAGUACCAUAAGGAAAAAUAUUGACGACAGAAUUGACAGGUCCUUCAUAGUGGCAUUUCAGAGUAAAGAGCAGAAGAUUUUCAUUUACAUUUUAUUAUUGCUGAAAAAUAUCUACAGGACUUUUUGGGUGAAAAUCAUCAUGAUGAUGUUUAUGUGGUUCAAGUUUCAUGUUGAAGUUGAGGGACCCCCAAGAACGAGGAAACACUUUGGGCCUACUGUGAAAACCUGUCCACUCCAUGAAACUAAAAAUGAGCCCAAAUCUUUGAACCAGUUCACCAAGGAAAGCAAGAAACUAAAUUAAAGAUGAAUACGCUGCUACAUGCUCACCGCAGAGUCAUUGGAGUUGCCAUGUGCUUGUUUAUUCAUCAGCUGACUGAAGUGCACGCAGCAUCUGAGCAGUAAUGAGGUUUUCACAAAUCGUUUCCUCCAAACCUCCACUGAAUCAGUGGACACAUAAGAUAGUUGUCGUCGUGGUCCAGCUGGAGUUUCGCUUCAGGGCGUCCUUCUAAAGUGUUGCUAAUAUCCUUCAGAGGUAACAUCGAGUCCUGUGAUGGGCCACUUUAACACUAAACUCAUUCAGAGUAGCCAUGUCCUAGUGUGACACUUUUUGGAGGAAAUGCUGUGAGCUAAGGCCAGCAAGAAAUAACCAUAACAUUACCACAGUGACUGUCAUUCACGUUUUGUCAUGCUUGUCUGGAAUGUAAUUAUAUUGUUUUAAUGUGUUUUUAUUAUGCAACAUAGAUCGUAAAGUGUGCAUUAUGUUCUUCAGCUUUAUAUCAGCAGAUCAUGCAGGCUUACUGCACAAUCUUCAGUCUUUCUUUUUAGCAUCAUUCUACAACACAAAGUCAGAAUUAUUAAGUUUGUUUUGUUGUACAUUGUAUUGCAAUAAUGUUCAAACUUUAGUAUUUCAUUAGUAAAAGAUAUCAUAAUAAAAUAUCUUAAUAUUUAUAUAAAAUA
Messenger RNA from Boleophthalmus pectinirostris (great blue-spotted mudskipper), 2106 nucleotides. RefSeq names its product patatin-like phospholipase domain containing 1 (gene pnpla1). The coding region runs from base 11 to 1450 and encodes 479 amino acids. The record is from RefSeq and is a predicted model, not a curated record. Gene Ontology annotation, cellular component: membrane; cytoplasm; lipid droplet. Lineage: Eukaryota; Metazoa; Chordata; Actinopteri; Gobiiformes; Gobiidae. Gene Ontology annotation, molecular function: triacylglycerol lipase activity. Gene Ontology annotation, biological process: lipid homeostasis; triglyceride catabolic process. The transcript has 11 exons.